Molecule: messenger RNA, 358 nt
Organism: Aspergillus versicolor CBS 583.65
Lineage: Eukaryota; Fungi; Ascomycota; Eurotiomycetes; Eurotiales; Aspergillaceae
Product: DASH complex subunit DAD4
Exons: 5
Coding region: 28-246 (72 amino acids)
Biological process (GO): attachment of spindle microtubules to kinetochore
Cellular component (GO): mitotic spindle; DASH complex
Source: RefSeq, a predicted model, not a curated record
CAGCAACCCAGUGAUAACCGCGCAAAAAUGGAAAGUCCACACGAGCAUCAGCAAGCCCUGCUUCUAUCUCGGAUUAUCAACAACGUUGAAAAGCUGAACGAGGCUGUCAUGGUCAUGAAUAAAAGUCUACAGGAAGUAAACAUUCAAAACAUGAAUGUCGAGCUUGUCGCACAAAUGUUCAAGAACUAUCAAUCCAACGUACUAUUCCACUUGGAGGCCACGGAAAACCUCAAGGAGGCAUCGUGACAUAUCCCCUUGUCAACGCUUUGAUGAUAAUGCAGCAACCAUAGAUACCAAUGAGUUUGAUUUCCUAGCCAUCAAAAAGUUUAAAUGCACAUUUGCCUGUCUGUAAUCUGUA